UAGCAGUUUGAAUCGCGGGUUGCGAGCCUUUUCCCUCUCAUAUUCCUUUCUUAGAAGUUUAUUUGUGUGAUUAAAGACUUUAUUUUAAAUAAUUUUAGUGUUUUUUGUGGUGAAAUAGUUUUAAUUAAAUCGAAGUAAAAUGUCCGAGGAAUCGUCAGCAGAUCGAAAUGUCGAAAUAUGGAAGAUCAAGAAACUCAUAAAAAGCCUGGAAAUGGCUCGAGGCAAUGGCACAUCCAUGAUCUCACUGAUCAUUCCACCGAAGGAUCAGAUCUCGCGUGUGUCCAAGAUGUUGGCAGAUGAGUUUGGCACAGCAUCCAACAUCAAGUCACGAGUCAACCGACUUUCUGUACUUGGUGCAAUCACGUCUGUACAGCACCGACUGAAACUCUACACUAAAGUGCCCCCCAAUGGCCUAGUGAUAUACUGCGGCACGAUCGUCACUGAAGAGGGAAAGGAGAAGAAGGUCAACAUUGACUUUGAACCAUUCAAGCCUAUCAAUACAUCGUUGUACUUGUGUGACAACAAGUUCCAUACAGAGGCUCUCACAGCAUUGUUGGCUGACGACAACAAGUUUGGUUUCAUUGUCAUGGAUGGUAAUGGGGCUCUGUUCGGUACACUGCAAGGCAACACUCGAGAGGUACUGCACAAGUUCACAGUAGAUCUGCCCAAGAAGCACGGCCGCGGUGGUCAGUCUGCGCUCCGUUUCGCCCGUCUUCGUAUGGAGAAGCGUCACAAUUACGUGCGAAAGGUCGCCGAAGUCGCCACGCAGCUAUUCAUCAGUGCCGACCGACCGAAUGUUGCAGGCCUGAUAUUGGCCGGUUCUGCUGACUUCAAGACUGAACUGUCUCAAUCUGACAUGUUUGAUCCGCGUUUGCAAGCCAAAAUCAUCAAACUGGUGGAUGUGUCGUAUGGAGGUGAGAAUGGCUUCAAUCAGGCCAUAGAGCUGGCAGCUGAGUCACUGCAGAACGUCAAGUUUAUACAAGAGAAGAAACUCAUUGGACGUUACUUCGACGAGAUAUCACAGGAUACUGGCAAGUAUUGCUUCGGAGUGGAUGAUACGCUACGCGCUUUAGAACUGGGCGCGGUGGAAACGCUGAUCUGCUGGGAGAAUCUGGAUAUACAGAGAUACGUGCUGAAAUCACACGCUACCAACCAGGAAACAAUCCUACACCUCACCCCGGAGCAAGAGAAGGACAAAUCACAUUUCACUGAUAAAGAGAGCGGCGUGGAAUUGGAAUUGGUCGAAUGUCAGCCGUUGCUCGAGUGGUUGGCCAAUAACUACAAAUCGUUUGGUGCAACGCUAGAGAUCAUCACGGACAAGAGUCAGGAGGGCAGCCAGUUCGUGCGCGGCUUCGGAGGCAUUGGCGGUCUUCUCCGUUACAAGGUAGACUUCCAAUCGAUGCAGCUCGACGACGAGGAGAUCGACAACCUCUACGACAUUGACGACUAUUAAAUCGUAACCAGUCCGGACAGCCGGCUUGUCCAGUCGGACGUGACCUACCAGUAAAAUUACUACCUGUACGACGACCGGCUAACCGGUUGUCUUUCUGAAUUAACGGUUAUUUCAAGCGAAACCGGUUCUACGACAACGCUGGACCGAUUGUCGUUAUUCUCACUAACUGGUUGGUCUGACUGGACAAUCUGGUGCAACCCUGGUCAUACUGAAUGCAAAAUACCGUUUGACGCAUUAACGCACAUUAAAAAUACACUUGCACUAUUUACAAAUGAUUUCAAAAGUGUAAAAGAAAGAUUUUUAAAUGUUAAUUGUAAAAUAGUCAUAUCUUAACAUAACUCUAUUAUAACUACGUAUAAAAUGAGUUAUUUGUUGACGUGAAAGCAAUUAAUUUCUUAAAAUUAAUGUUUUUGUAUACAAAGUGUCACGCCGCAUCUUUGACGGUAUAUACAUGCAUAAAAAAGUUGUUAAUGUUAGCG
Molecule: messenger RNA, 1932 nt
Organism: Diatraea saccharalis (sugarcane borer)
Lineage: Eukaryota; Metazoa; Arthropoda; Insecta; Lepidoptera; Crambidae
Source: the annotation of a GenBank genome assembly